Messenger RNA from Eremomyces bilateralis CBS 781.70, 2961 nucleotides. RefSeq lists its product as uncharacterized. The record is from RefSeq and is a predicted model, not a curated record. The transcript has a single exon. Lineage: Eukaryota; Fungi; Ascomycota; Dothideomycetes; Eremomycetales; Eremomycetaceae. Bases 1 to 2961 code for a protein of 986 amino acids.
AUGCCGACUUUCAAUGCUAGGGGCAUCCGUGUUCGGCUGCUCCAUUCUGAUCUGGUUUCGUCUACUCUGUCAGCCACCGAAGCUCAAUUAUCGACAAAGCGAGGCCCGGAAGUCUCCGCAAGGGAAGAACGAGGAACUGCAGCGCUGCUCAAGGGACACCCACUCUAUGAGAAGCCGAUCCCAGUGGGCCUUGAUGCCGACGUGGGAGGAGCGCUCGGCUUUCUCGGGAACCCGGAGUGUCUCGAUGUCCCUUUCUACAUGGUCGUGGCCAGUGUUGAUCAAAGGGAAUCGCCGUCCCCGAAUACGCAACAACCUACAGGAUCAAUCGAAGACGGUUCGGACAUAUCCCCUUCUCUAGGGCGGACGACACCCUCGGAUCCUCAGAAGGGUAUACGGCUUAGGAUCACACACAAAGCAGCGCAGGCAUUACUUCCCCGCGGACAGAUUACGGAGAGGACCUUAAGCCCGAGUGUUCAUGCCUUGUUGCUCUCGUUCAACCUGGCUCGUCCACACACCGCUGCCGGACUCCACAUCCCACUGGUUUCUCCCCAUGCAAUUGCAGCCUGCAUCUCCAUCUCGACGAACAAUCUUCGUCCCUACGGACAGCGCGACCUCAAAGUCAUCACCUAUCUCAAUGGCACGCUUUCCAAGUGUUCGGUCUUGUAUUCUAAGCAUUUCCUACCUAAACUGAAAGCCUCGUCCACUGGAACGGACGGCAAAACGCCCCACUGUUUCACUUCCAUUGCGGCAGGUCGACGGACUCAUCAUGCCGUGGAGCGCCCGUGGGUUCUGGUGCCGCCGGGCCUCGAGGUCAAUGGGUCGCUGAUGGGUUCACGUCAGCGCUCCCGAGUUCGGCAAUCCACUUCUGAAGAACGCUGGGACCAAAUCGCCCAGUCGCUGCUCUAUGAAGCGGACAAACAUGGUCUUAACGCAUCCGGUGGUCAUCCGCCAUCCGCUGAAUAUCUUCAAAGUCUUGCAAGCCUGCCCAUGCCGGAGGAGUUCGCGCAAUUUCAGAAAUCGGGAAGUCAUCGUUUCGCCGUCAUAGAUGUCAUGGUCGUCACAGGGAAGAUCAAAGCAGGGAUGGGCAUUCGCACCCCUUGGUUGACCGAUCCUGCAGUGUCGAAAGAUCCUAGAUACAAUCGUCCAGCGCCCAGCCCACCAGUUCGGGAGAGCGAAAGGGAGUGCUGGGCAACAGUCCGACUGCGACACUGGAGGGAGAAGUGGGCGCAACGAGAGGCAAAAAACCGAGCAAAAUCGGCUUUGCGAAACGGAGCAGAGCCGGAAAAUACGGCUAAUAACUCUGAUGUUGAUAUGGAUGCUGAUAACACGAUAAUGGCCGAGAGUGAAGAGAUCUUGGUCGAUCGAAAUCAGUCAAGUAGCAUCACAUCGGCAACAAAUCGGGUCACCGACGAGGUCGCGUUGCUGCCAGUCCUUCCCUCUCGAACUGAUGAUAGCCCUCAGCCCAUCGCAAAUGCUCCAACCAACGAUGCUGUGCUGCCAGACCCAUUCUGCCUAGAUCGCUCCACAGACGCCUCCCAGAAACCUGACCUACCCUCCAAGCAGUCUUUCACUCUCCAUGGACCAAAUCCGCUGCCCAUCCAGCCGCCACCAGCAAGCCCUCCUAUGAACCUGCGCAGUAACGGUAAUAUUUCACCCCUGACUCCGCGAAAACCUAGUCCGGAAAUCAUUGUUUGGACCGAAAGUCCCACGACGGGAAUUCCACGUUCGAAAACCACUCUGGCUACAGACGACAGUGCUCUCAUGAACGGCAAGAUGGACAAUGCAGUUGAAGAGAAGCGAAACGGAUUGAAUCUCGUACCGAAAAUCACGCCCAUCACUAGGAGAAUGGCCAACAAUCAGAGCAUGUCGGAUGAAAAUCCCCUCGGCGAACAAUCCAUCCCGAUGCAAGGCACUCCUGCCGAGAUCAUAUCCAACAUCGCCCAAAUCACAACUGGACGCCUAAACGGUCAUCAUUCUACCCGAUCCAACAAUUCCACUGACCUCCAGCCGUUCAUCAGGUCAGGCCGAAAGCGCCGCUAUUCCGAUCUUGUGACCCCCAACUUCCAACCCCAAAAAGUAUUCCUCGCAAGCGAACCGGAGAACAACAAUUCCACGCUCAAGCAAUCCCCCCCGAGGAUGUUCAGCCCUCAGCACGCAUCCCCAUUUCAGGACAGCAGCACGCCGGCGCAGGACGACACGACUCCAACGACUGAAUCCUCCCGACCCGAAAUCCGGACGAUCGCGUUCAAGUACGCCGAUAAGGUGAUUCGGAGGGAGAACCUGUCGUCUCCCAUCCGCGCAUUCUUCAGGGAAUAUUACCCGCAGGGCGACAUUCCAGAUGCGCACCCACCAUCCGUCAAGCUGAUAUCUCCCGACAAGGAGAUCAUUAUGCUGCGAUCCAACACCGCGGCGUUCAACUCCCCAGUGAACGAUACGCAGCUCGAUAUUCCGCUCAUGCCACCUCCAUCCCCCCCGAAGUCCAGCCGCCCUCCAACGACAUCUUCCCAAACGAGGUCGGGUCGAAGGGUCACAUUCCGCAUCCCCCAAACCCCAGUAUCCGAUUCAGAAUCCAGUGACAACGACCGCCACAGCUCCCCCGAGUCGGUUUCGCCGACCGCCCGUCGGCCACGAGGUGCGGGUCUAGCAGUGUCCGCGAGAGGCUAUGGCAUCCAAUCCGGCCCAGCGCACGUCAUCGCUAAUGAGCAAUUCCAGACUCCGGACCUGUGUCGGUCGGCCGUCAUCACGUAUGCGGAGGAUGGCGAUUGGGGGGAUGCGGCGGCGGACGGAGGGAAUGAGGUGACGAACAGUAGUAGGACGAUGAGGAGCGGGAAGAAGGUCGAUGAGAGUGCGAAGGAGGGGAGUAAGCAUUUGCCGAUUCGGCAGGUGCCAGAUGAGCGAUGUGCGGAUUUUAGGGAGGAGUAUGUGGUGCUCGGGGUGAGAUUCGUGGUGCCCGGAUUCUAG